UGUGGUCUCUCUCAAAUUACUGCGUAUUUGCGGCCUCGAUUUUAAUGUGCGUUGUGAAUCUAGGCGUAAAUACGAUUACCAUCAUCGCAGCGGCAACGAAAAAAUGUCUCGACAAACCAUCAUACAAAUUCAUCCUUGGACUAACUAUUUCAGACUUGUUGGUAAAUUAGAAAGGAGAAAAUUUAUUUCGAUUUUAUUUUUUAAUAUUAUAUUAGAUUGGUGUCUUCUUCCCGGUCCACAUGAUAUUCAAAACCUUUUACGAAGAGCAUGCAAAGGACACUUACUCUAAAUACUUCUUCCACUGCUUUUUGCCAAUAUUUCCCGUAUUAUUUUCGUGCGCAGCCUCCAAUCUCUUCCAGAUGGUUAUUGCGUUUGAUCGCUGCAUGUCUGUCAUGAAUCCUGUGCUCCAUCGCAACUUUCUAACUAAUAGGUUGGCUAAGAUCACAAUCUGUGCCGUGUUCGCCUUUUCAAUUCUGAUGUGCUCGAUGCCAAUGUACUGGAACAAUUUCCCAAACGACAGAUUCAAUGCCUGCGUACUUUUAACCCUGACUUUGCCGUACUACAGCUAUAUCAUCGUUCCGGUGUUUGUAGUAAUUCUCUGCUGCCUGCUUUUCAUCUACUUCCAGGUGUACAGGGUUGCUACCAAAAAUCUCAGAGACAAUGUGAGAACGUUGAAGAUGGUUGCGGUGAUUUUAACGAGUCACGCUGUUUGCUGGUCCCCGCACAUGGUGUGCACAUAUUUCCUCCUAAACGACGCUCUGCCGAAAAAGAACCAGAGUGUUGGGUACCACAACUUGGAACUCUACACCCUUUACCAUUGGUUGUUGCUGCUGGCCUUAUCAAGCUCCUUCUUGAAUGCUUUGUUGUACUCGUGGCGAAUGCCAGACUUCCGCAAAGCAAUUAAUGAGAUCAUUUACCGAAAGAAACCAGUAAUAGCAGUAUAUUUUGUAAAAGAAGGAGAUGUCUCAUCAAAACACUAUUCGCAAAGCCUCAAUUAUUCAUGAAGGUACUUCGCAUUCGCAUGUUUGGAUAAUGUAUUCAGCAAAUAAAAAAUUAUCUAAAAUAAAGCAAAUCUCAGAUGAACAAAUUAAACAGCAGAGGUGCUAAAAUCUUGGCUAUCUCACAACGCCUUGCAUAGAAAUGGAGACUGUGCCGCCGAGCAGUACUGCAGUGCGGGUAGCAUAAUGUCCAACUCUCUAAAACCACAAA
Cloeon dipterum is the source of this 1209-nucleotide messenger RNA. RefSeq names its product beta-1 adrenergic receptor-like. Gene Ontology annotation, molecular function: G protein-coupled photoreceptor activity. Gene Ontology annotation, cellular component: plasma membrane. The coding region runs from base 240 to 1004 and encodes 254 amino acids. Gene Ontology annotation, biological process: cellular response to light stimulus; phototransduction; G protein-coupled receptor signaling pathway. NCBI's taxonomy places the organism in Eukaryota, Metazoa, Arthropoda, Insecta, Ephemeroptera, Baetidae. The record is from RefSeq and is a predicted model, not a curated record. The transcript has 4 exons.